AUGUGGAUCCGACCUUGGUCAAUAACCUCCCUUCUUUUGGCCUGGAGCCUGUUUUCACAUCACGUUGAUGGAAUAGAUGUCCUCAAAAACAAUGGCUUCACAUCGUGCCUUGAUAACUCCGAGAUCAAUGUCGAAAAGAUCAACCUAGAGUUCGACCGCACUACCAAUGACUUCAUCUUCGAUGUUGCAGGGAGUAGUUCAAAGAUCCAAAAUGUGACGGCAGUGUUGCUCGUUGAGGCUUAUGGCCAGAAAAUCACUCAAAGCUUCAAUCCCUGUGAUGAGGCAACGAAAGUCGAUCAACUAUGCCCUGUUCCUGCGGGACGAUUUAUGGCCAAAGGAAGUCAAAAAAUUCCUUCCAAGUUCGCAGAGAAAAUCCCAUCCAUCGCGUUUGCAAUUCCCGACCUCCAGGCACACGCGACCAUGCUCUUAAAAUCGAAUGACGGAGGUCAGACUCUUGCUUGUAUCAGUUCAACUGUAGGCAAUGGCAAAUCAUUAGAGGCACCCGCGGUAUCAUACGCCGCGGCUGGAGUCGUAGGGGCUGCCUUGGUAUUGUCAGGCGCCGCAGCUUUGGUGGCAGGUGGGCAUCCCGGUGCUGCUACAUCAAGCCCGACAUUCGGUGAGGUUGUUGGGUGGUUUCAUUCGAUGGCAACCAACGGCAUGCUUAGCGUCAACUACCCGCCGAUCUACCGCAGCUUCACCAAAAACUUUGCGUUCAGCACCGGGCUGAUUCCUUGGAAACAAAUGCAGAUGUCGAUUGACGAUUUUAGAAAUAAGACCGGGGGCAAUCUGACAAACGACAAUGUCCAAUUCCUUGAAAAUGCUACGCUUAUAUUUGACGAAGGGUCUGGUACCUCGAGUAAUGUAAAACGUUCAUGGAAUUCCAUUUUCAAUUCUGCCGGUAUUGCGGUUCGGGAGAUAUCCACGUCGAUCAAUGAGACAUCCACAGCAGGUGGCACUGAGGACGAGGGCGGCAUUAAUCAUGUUGUCAAGGGAAUCCAGGCAUACGUCGAAAUGCUCUCGGUUCCGAAAUCUAAUACCUUCAUGACAGUGCUGUUGAUAUUUGCUAUCGUCGUUGCGGCCAUUGCUGUUGGUAUAUUGCUCUUCAAGGUUAUUCUUGAGGUCUGGGCUAUGUUUGCAUCUUUUCCGAAAAAAUUAACGAACUUCCGGAAGGAUUACUGGGGAAUACUAGCGAGGACAAUCACCAAUUUGAUUCUCGUAUUGUACGGCAUCUUUACCCUCUACUGCGUUUUCCAAUUCACCCGAGGCGAUUCGUGGGCCGCCAAAGUCCUUGCAGGUGUCACCCUCGCCAUUUUUACCGGGAUUCUAGGAUAUUUUACGUUCAAGAUUUGGAGCGUGGCUCGAAAAUAUAAGAAAGUGGAAGGUAGUGCAGCUGCGCUAUACGAAGAUCGGGAAACAUGGCGGAAAUACAGCCUUUUCUACGACAACUACAGAAAGGGAUAUUGGUGGAUUUUCGUCCCCACCAUCGUCUACAUGCUUGCAAGAGGUUGCAUCAUUGCUGGGGGCGAUGGCCAUGGACUCGUCCAGACGGCUGGCCAACUUAUCGUUGAGGCAAUCAUGUUCAUCCUCCUCCUAUGGUCGAGACCCUACGAAGCAAAGUCAGGCCAAUGGAUCAAUAUAUCCAUUCAAGUAGUCCGUGUCCUCUCUGUUGCGUGCAUUCUAGUCUUCGUUCAGGAGCUGGGGCUGUCAACGACAACGCAAACCGUCACUGGUGUCGUUCUGAUUGCAGUUCAAUCAGCACUGACUUGCAUCCUUGCCAUUUUGAUCGUUGUCAAUGCCAUAAUACUUCUGUUCAAGAAGAACCCACAUUCCGCGAGGAGGCGGAAAGACCCUGAUAACCUCACUCCCCUGGACGCUCGAAAUUCCCUUCUAGAAACCGUUCCCCCGCACUACUCUUCUUGGAGAGGCUCAACGGGCUACUACAACCGCACUUCCUCUUACGAUCCUUACAUGGGUUCAUCCACUAGCGAAAAAUCUCACCACAUGUAUACAAACAGCACCGAUCAUUUAAUCCCAGCAAAUGCGGACAACAUAAACCAUAUGAAUAUGAGGGACCCAUCACCCGAACGACAAUUUUCGAGGCCUAUGAUCGGACAGGCGUACUAG
Messenger RNA from Histoplasma mississippiense, 2124 nucleotides. RefSeq lists its product as hypothetical. The transcript has 3 exons. Gene Ontology annotation, biological process: transmembrane transport; fungal-type cell wall biogenesis. The coding region runs from base 1 to 2124 and encodes 707 amino acids. Lineage: Eukaryota; Fungi; Ascomycota; Eurotiomycetes; Onygenales; Ajellomycetaceae. The record is from RefSeq and is a predicted model, not a curated record.